UACCGGUGCGCAGUCGGUGGUCGUGGUCGGUGUUAGGUGGUUAGAGGGAAACAGAUUUGACAGUUGGGCAGCGACGCCUGCGGACGAUAAACGCGGUUCCGUCCACGUGCUCCGGCACAGACGCCGGCGGGGGGGGGAGACGAAAAUAACCGGUAUUUUUAACGGACGCGAUCGUCGGGAUCUCGAUAUCGCCGAGAUUUCGCUCGUGACCGGAUAACAACCGAACCAGUCCCGAAGCCACGCAAACAACGGUGACGUACGAACGCGUAAACAACGAGCAGAGGACGUUAGGCUCUCCGUGCUCGAUCCACACGCCGCGCGGCAGCCCGAGUCUUGGCCGUGUUUUUCCGUGUUUUCUCGCCGCGGGCCGUUGUACCGCGCGCGCGACCCCUGUUUCGUGCCCAAACACGCAGUCCGACCGACCGUUGGAACGCAAACAGAAUAAGAAAAUAACAGACGCCUCGGAGAAUCAGUCUCGUGUCUAUCGUCGUAGGUGAUCGAAACCCGAGGAUGGUUACGUUUCGCGAUGGAACACGCACUCGACCGUGAACGGUGAUUCGUACGGAAGAGUGGAUCGUGUGCCUGCGAGUAUCGGUGCUUACAAGUACAAGUGCUGUCGAUAGUAAAUAGUAUCGAGCAUUUUUCUCGUGUUCGCGAUACCUACGAUUCGUGAUAGCUGUAUCGAAAAGGAAAUUCUCGCGAAGAACGCUGCGUUUUGGGGUUAGGUUGUUUUCGAUUAGAGCCGGGGCCAAGUGGAGUCGCGCGCGCGUGCCCGUGCCCGCGCACGUGCCCCUAAUCGAUCCGCCGAACCGAUCCACGAUCGUACCAGUGGGGUUUCGCGGAAGAAGAGUCUUGCGUCGUUUCGGGACGCGUAAAUAACAAAGGGGGGCGGCUGUGGACCGUGCGUCGUGCGACAAGGUGACCCUACGGCAGGAGUCCCGAGACGAUGAGCGACGGCAUAGUCGGUGCAAUCGCGAUCAGUUUGUUCGGCAGUGACAAGAAACGUCGGGAGAGCAUGGACGCCGGUUACACGAUUCUUGGCAACGACGUCGACGUCUGCAGAAUGUUCGACCAGUUCUCUUACAAGAGAAGCGAGAACAACCUCGAUUUUUCGCUGAACGUGCCGCAGCCCCACCAUCAUUCAGCGUCUUAUCAUCACGACGGUUACGCCAUGGCUGAUCAGACGUUUCACACACCAAGUUUCGGCGACGAGGACUUUGAAAUCCCCUCCAUUCACUCUCAUUCGCAUCAACAACAGCACCAACAGCAACAACGCCAACAACAGUCGCAACAGCAAUCUCAGCACGAUCCGAUGCACGGCUAUCAGUCUCAGAUGAUGCAGAACACCGGUGGUGGUAUCCAACAAUCCCCCGACGGAUUGAAUCUCGAUCCUGGUGGAUAUCAACAAUCGCUUUAUUUGCAACAAGACCACUCGUUACAACCGAUCAGCGUCAGUUCGACGUACAGUAACUCGCAGGGAUCGUACGCGACAAUGAGUUCACCUCGUCAGCACCACGAAAACCAGCAGAUGAUGUUGCUUCAGCAACAACAGCAGCGACAGCAAGCUCAAAUGCAGCAACAUAUGCAGUAUAUGCAUAAUCAACAGCAGCAGCAGCAACAACAGCAGCAGCAGCAGCAACAACAACAACAACAGCAGCAGCAGCAGCAACAACAACAACAACAACAAAUGCAACAGCAGAUGCAGUACAGGAGCCCGACGGGAGGCAGCCCGCCCGCAAUGCAGCAAAACACUGUUCCAGAACCAAACAACAACACUACCACCAGCGAGGACAGCGACGACAGCACGCCACACUCCGGGAUGAUCACAGGUAUCAAACGGCCCUCGCCUGAACCAGCAGACGUUGGAGCAAAGAAUCAAAGGAAACCAAAGUCGCAGAAGAAGAAGAAAAAGAGAGAUCCUAACGAGCCACAAAAGCCCGUUUCGGCGUACGCUUUGUUCUUCAGGGACACGCAGGCAGCGAUAAAGGGACAAAAUCCAAAUGCGAGCUUCGGCGAGGUGUCCAAGAUCGUUGCUUCGAUGUGGGACGCUCUGGAUAUCGAGCACAAGAACGUUUACAAGAAGAAGACCGAAGCCGCGAAGAAGGAAUACUUGCAGGCUCUGGCGGCUUACAGAGCAUCCCUCGUCAGUAAAGGAGCAGCUGAAAAUGAACAACAACAACAACAACAACAACAACAGCAGCAACCGUCACCGCAACAGCAGCAGCAACAACAGCAACAAGUUCAGUACGCAGCGUACGGCAGCUACGCCGGAAGUGGAACACCCGGGAACGUUUCUUAUCAAGUGUACAGCCCGCAACCUCAACCGCCGUCGCCUCAGCAACAACACGCGCAUCAGCAUCAGCAUCAACAUCAGCAUCAGCAGCAGUCGCAACAAAUGCAAAUGAAAAAAUCCCCCCAUCAUUUGGCAAUGUCAGGAAAUCAGCAACAACAAACGCAACAGGGUUUGAUGAACAAUUCAAUGGCGCCGACACAUAUGUCCCAACAACAACAGCAAUCGCAGUCACAGUCGCAGCAGCAGCAACAACAUAUGCAGCAGCAGCAGCAGCAGCAGGUCUCGCAGCAGCAAUACAUGCAACAGGUACAGCAACAGCAAGUACAGCAACAGGUGCAGGCACAACAACAGUCGCAGCAACAUCACCAUCAUCAACAGCAACAGAUGAUGCAUUCGAGUAAUCAAAAAGGGGAUUCGUUGUCGAGCCCGCCGUCAGUGAACUCUACCGCUCAAGCGACUAUGGGCGGUCAGAGACCCGCGUCUAACGCAUGCAUACGACACGGAUGCCCGAAUCCCGCUGUAGCCAACAGCGAAUGGGAGGACGAGUACUGCAGUAACGAAUGCGUGGUUAGCCAUUGCAGAGACGUGUUCACUACGUGGGUGUCUUCGAAUCAAAAUCCGCAGCAAAACUUCUCGACCGUAAAAUAAGAAUCUGUACACUAUGAUUGUAAUAGCGCGAUAAUCCUGAACGCGUACGGCUAUCGUUCGUUCCUAACCGACACGAGCACGCCUCGAUGCGUUUUGUGUACAUAGAUUGACAUGGAGGUCGCGUAAAAUCAAAAAAGAAGAAAAAGAAAAAAAAAGAAUAAAUAAAAGAGAAAAUCCCAGACCGACGACAUGAACACGCAUCUCUCUCUCUCUCUCUCUCGCUCACUCGCGCGCACGCGCACACACACACACACACACUGGUGCGUCAUUUCAAUGAAAGACUGUUUGCGACAGCACGAUGCUUGCGAACGCCGGAAACCCCACUUUGAUUAGGGCUGAGACUAUUAUUCGGAUGUUACUGUUUUAAUUUCAUUUUUUCCGCUGUAGGUUUCCUUGUAUGACAAAAUUAGCCAAGUGUUAUUACAUAUUACGGCUACUUAAACGCAUAUGGAUGUUAAGAUAUUCCGAAUUAACUUAGGAAACUCGAGUUCGCGAUAGUACUCGUGUAAUGAAGUAUCCACAUCGUAUUUAAAUCAUACUUGACGAAUAUUUGAAUCGCUAAAGGAUUAGAAUAAAAAACUAAUUUGACGAGUAACCCUAUUCUCGACGGAUCUUCCGGCGCCAUGACAAGCAUCCUCGCUGUUAUCGCGAAAGAGUAUUAGAAUCGCCAAAGUAGCCGAUUAAAUCGGGCUGUAGUUGGAAGGAAUCGAUAUAUCGUCGUCGUCGCUGUGCAUUUUUCGACGCAAUCGGAAACGAAAGAACGAUGAAUCGAGUGUAAGUAAAAUUGCAUUCCUGUGGACGUGGUUAGUUAGCGACCGUUUAACAAUAAUAAAGGUAAUUUCGUAGGAAUAUAUUCACAACCAUAGGAUACGUGUAUUUAAAAGUUGUUUGCUUGGCCAUGGAACGUGGGGUAUUGAUUGUGGUCGCAACGAACUCUAACACACACGUAUCGUACAAUCGUUCGAACGUGCGAUCGAAGGCACGAAAGUUGCCCUAACAUCGUAGAAAUCGGCAUUUUCGAAUAACUACCUUAGUUUCCGCAACGCUAACACAACUGUCGAGUCUUCGGUUGUACGCUAGCGAAAUUAAGUAGCGUGACUUACGAUCUCACGAUACGGUGAACAUACUCGUGGACCAGAGAGUCUGCGUAUCAAUGACGCGCACUCCGUUUCAAGUUCUUUCGCGAGUUCCAAAGUUCGGCGCGCGUAUUCGAAUCGACGAAAAUACGCUUCCGCGAGAUUCCCACGUAAAAGAAGGGAUUAGGAAAACUGAUUUAAACAGCAAACGAACUGGUGGUUGCGUUCUCGUUUCGAAAAAGGUGGCUGCGGACUUGCAACGCAAUUUAUUUUUGUAUAAUUUUACAAACGAUCGAUCCCAUAUAUAGCAAUACGCGACUCACGACGGACACGAGUAAAGAAAGAGCGACGACGUCGAGUGGUUCAGUAUUGAUUUGGACGGUUUCCGGUAGUUUUGUUUGUUACACACUUGGUUCGUUUGACGACCUAUUUCGGGAAGAUUUGUCGCGUAACUCCGAUGUCGUUGUUCUUUAAAUUGAUUGCUGGCGAGCAGAGCUAUUGGUGGGACUGAUACAAAUCGUAUCAACGAUACGUUAUACGCAUCUACCUCGCGCAUAAGUGACAUUUGGGUGAAUCAUUUCUCCGCUGGCAGCGCUAAUACUUGACGAAUACCCGUGUACUUUGUUCAAGUUUCGAUGCUAUUGAAAUUAACGCUAAUCGGUAUCAAUACCAAGUAGAUAUCGAUAUAUCGCUGUAAAUAUAAUAUAUAUGGAAUAGGAACUAAAAUUUAAUCGUUGCGAAACAAGCAAUCCAAAGAAAUAGAUACAGUUUCGAGUAAUUAACGUCUACUCGAUUUUUACGGUAUCGAAUCGAUGCAUAUUCGCUAUAAAAGUUGAGAUGUUGGUUGAAAAAGUAUUAGGUAUCGUACGUAAUCCAUUCGUGUCAGUACUCGUCCGAGCAUCCAAAUGGUUCAAGAGGAAACGAUACUGUGUUUUCUAGUAUCGAUGGCAUCGAUACGGUAUCAGUCCCAUCAUUGUCCAAAGCGAACCCGUGUCGUUAUUUAUUUGAAAUUAGUCGAUUGUUCAAUAACGUAAUCUCCUGCAGUAACGCGAGCUUUCGAUUGUGGGAGAAGCAUCUAAAAUCGAUUAUCGAACUUCACUAGGCACGCAGUAGAGAAGACCGCGUACGCGCGGCAACAUAUGUACGCACCAAAUGUGCACACAAACGCAACGCGUAUGCGCGGAACGUUCAUCUUGCCAAACUUUCGUGAUUCUACGAGACUCUGGAUCGCUGAAAGAAGCAUUUGGGAAUAUAGCGUGCUAUAAUGUUUGUAUUGAAAGAUGUAACGUUUCCGUGUGACCUUAUCGAUAUAAGUUUUUUUAAAACCUCUUUUUUUUUUUAACAUCCCUGUACAUAGAGAAAGAAAUAUUCCAUAGAUUUUUAAGUAUA
This is a messenger RNA of Hylaeus volcanicus, 5406 nucleotides long. RefSeq names its product TOX high mobility group box family member 3-like. Lineage: Eukaryota; Metazoa; Arthropoda; Insecta; Hymenoptera; Colletidae. Gene Ontology annotation, molecular function: chromatin DNA binding. Bases 947 to 2941 code for a protein of 664 amino acids. Gene Ontology annotation, biological process: regulation of transcription by RNA polymerase II. The record is from RefSeq and is a predicted model, not a curated record. Gene Ontology annotation, cellular component: nucleus. The transcript has 11 exons.